AUGCAGCAUGUGUUUGAGGUUGAAGCCAGAUUCCAGAACUCUGUGGCCCUCCACAGGCAGAAGAGAGAAUGGAUCGUCCCUCCCCAAAUCUUAGAGGAGAAUGUGGAUUACACCAAGCGAGAGUUCAUUGCAAAAAUUCGCUCAGAUAAGGAAGACGUCAGAAUGAGAAAUGUGAAGUACUCGCUGAAGGGCAUCGGUGCAGACCAAGAGCCGUUCCAUUUAUUUGUGGUGAAUCCUGAAACUGGAUAUGUAACUAUAACGAGGUUCCUUGACAGAGAGUCCAUCGCACAAUACAAUCUUUCAGGCGUUGCUACAUUCACAGAUGGCGCAAUUGCAGAGAAUGACAUUGGGUUGAGAAUAAAAGUGAAGGAUCAGAAUGAUAAUCCGCCUGUUUUCGGUCCAAUGAUACCUGGCGAUGUAAACGAGCUCAGUCUAGUAGAUACAGCAGUGAUGAAGAUUAAUUGCUUUGAUGCUGAUGAGGUAGGAAACCCAAACUCUCAAAUCAAGUAUGAGAUUGUUGAGCAGCAGCCAGCUGGGGCGCAAAUGUUCAGAGUUGAUGCAGAUGGGACAGUCCGUGUUAACAAUCCUGAACUGGAUAGAGAGGCUAUUGAUCAGUAUGUCCUGCUUAUCAAAGCAUCUGACCUGAACGGAGCCCCAGGCGGCAAUACCGCCACAGGAACAGUCACCAUCAAGAUCAAUGAUGUCAACGAUAAUGUGCCUACAUUGCAAGGCCCAUUUGAGGCUAGUAUUGAGGAAAAUACAGAUAAAAUAGAGGUGAUGAGACUUAAAGCAAGUGACCUGGAUCUUAAGGACACGGAUAACUGGGUGACUAAGUGCUUUAUUGCAUCAGGCAAUGAGGCUGGAUACUUCAGCAUUCACACGGACCCAAAGACCAAUGAGGCAGUCAUUAUGCUUGACAAGGCUGUUGAUUAUGAGGAUGUCAAAGACCUGAACCUUGGCAUUGGUGUAAUGAACAAUGCUCCAUUCCACCCCUCUGUGACUGGAGGACAAGAAGGAAUAAACAUAAACUUCGGUGGCAGCGGUGAUGGCGCAGGAGGAGGAGGAGGAGGAGGCGACGGCGGCGGCGGCGGAGGCGGAGGCGGAGGCGGUGGGGGUGGCGGCGGUUCAUGGUCGAUGUCAGGGAGUCAGAUAUACAAUGUGAACGUAAAGGUGAAAAACCAGCCAGAAGGACCCAAGUUCAUGCCCCUAACAAAAGCCAUUGCCAUCUCAGAAGGCAAGACUUUUAACAGCAAUGAGGUCAUCGCAAGGUACCCGGCCACUGACACAGACACGGGAAAGGAAGCUACCAACGUGAAGUAUGUUAAAGGAUUUGACCCAGAUAACUGGCUGAGCAUUGAUGAGACAACUGGGGCCAUUAGAAUGAACAAGGCUCCUGACCGCGAGUCCAAGUAUCUAGUUAACGGCACUUACAACGCCCUGAUUUACAGCAUAACUCAAGACUUGCCUUCAAAGACGGCAACAGGCACCAUUGCCAUCCAGGUAGAGGAUUUUAAUGAUCACUGCCCAACUUUGGCAAGCAAAGUCAAGACACUUUGUACUGAAAAGGAUGCCGUCUUAGUCACUGCAGUGGAUGAGGAUGCGCCACCCAAUGGAGCUCCAUUCACCUUCAAUGUUGUCCCAGAAGGAACUAAAGGGAAAUGGACAGUCGAGCAUUUCAACGAUACCACUGCCAUCUUCAGAACCCAUCAAAAGCUGUGGCCAGGAGAAUACGAGCUGACGGUGGACGUCAAGGACCAGCAGGGAUUGUCAUGUCCAGAACCUCAGAAAAUUCAGGUGGAUGUGUGCACCUGUACCGACCAGGGAGCUUGUGCCCGAACAGGAGGACAUGGAGGAACAGGAGCAUUUAAGAAGGGAUCCAGGUUUGGACCUGCUGGAAUCGGCCUUCUCUUCCUUGGACUCCUUUCACUAUUGCUCAUCCCACUCCUGUUGCUGCUGUGUCAGUGUGGAGCUGCUGGGCUGGCGGGAGCUUUCACAGACAUGCCCUUUGACACUAAAGAGCAUCUCAUCUCUUACCAUACCGAGGGCCAGGGUGAGGACAGGGAUGUUCCACUACACGAUGUUGUUGAUCGAAGGAUCGAAGGAAGGAAUUUUAUGUCGAGAGACGUUGUAAGUGAUAUGUACUUCACAGGAGGAGCUGGAGGAGUAGGUGGAGCAAGAGGAGCAGGCUUCCUGGACUCCUCUUCCACAAUGGGUGGCCGUGGCUACAAUGAAAUGGAAAUGUCCUACAUGGACUCGAUGAGGAGAAGUGAGACUCUUAGGAGUAGAGAAAUGGCUGGAGAUUUUGACGGAAUGGCCGUGUCUGAUAUGUUCCUGGGUGAAUACUAUUCACAGAAAAGUCAUGCAGUGGAGGAUGGAUUUGCUAAGAAUGAAGCUAUGGUGUAUGACUAUGAAGGGAAGGGCUCUCCUGUGGGCUCUGUGGGCUGCUGCAGCAUCCUCGAAGAUAACAAUGACCUAGAGUUUCUCAAUGACCUCGGGCCCAAGUUCACUACUCUCGCUGAAAUAUGUGGCGGUAAAAAGACUGAGGUCCCAGCUCCUCUUCCUCCCAAACCCAUCGUGGACCGUACCGAGGUGUCUUCAUCAACCAAUGUUAUAAAUUCUGGAAAUAUUGCCACUAACAGAGCUAUAUCUUCAAACGCAUUGAAUAUAGCUUCCAACACAGCUACGACAUCAUCUACUCAUGUGGAGAACUUCCUUGUCACAGACAACCGGCCCACAAUGAUUACGAGCGUACAACCAGCUCCAACAGUCCUGAUGCAACCGCAGCCAAUGUACUACAUGGUCGAGCCACAGCCCAGCACGGUACUGCUCACUGAAAGGCCCGCCAUGGGACAGAACAUGUACGUGCUGAACAGCGGCCCUGUAGCCGAGGGAGUUGUAGUCCAAGGCGGCAACAUAGCAACGAAUACCCUGACCCGCGGUGAGAGAAUGGUGCUUGUGGACAGAGGUGCUCCGGCUCAUGUUGGGAUGAUGCACACAGGUAAUCUGUCUGGAUCACAAGUGCUCCUGGUGGAUGGGGGAGCCACGAGCGGUCAUGUCCUUCAGGGGGGUCAAGUCCUUCAGGGGAUGCUUCAGAGAGGGGUUGCUGGAUCUCAGGGCAUAAUGGUUGUGGAAGGACAAGGGGGUCAAUUGAUUCAGGGGUCCCUCAAAAAAGGUGUUUCCACUCAUGGUGGAUCUCAAAAUGUCCUUUAUGUGGAGAGCAAAGGGGGAUCAGGUGUGGGCCAGGGGGGUCUUCAAAAGGGCAUGGCAGCCACCGCAGGGUCAUUUGGUAGCGUCGGAUUGGGUGGGACAUCUGUCCAGAUAAACCAAAAUCCAUCAUCACAUAAAGUCAUUGUCCAAGAGAGAAAGGUUGUGACAACACAAAAUAUCAAGUAACAACGAAACACUCAUACAGUACUUGUACAGUCGUAAAAGUGUUAGAGGGUUUAGAAAACCAUACUGUCAAUCAAGUCUUCAGAGCUCAUGCAUGCAAAUAAUUAGUUUCAUGUUGUCAACAUGUUAUGCUACUGAGAAUAUGCAAAUUAAUGCUUGAAAAACUGGUUUUUAAUGCCCUUGAGCGUACUUCUCCAUUUGUGUUGUGCACUAUACAUGACUUUAUUUUCCUUCUUUUUUCCUUGCCUAUAGAUUAUAUGUUACUGUACGUAUGCAUUCAGUGUGUGCUCUGUAAAGACUGUUGUUUGCAGAAAAUAUGCACAAGUUCUGGUAUCCCUGAGGCCAUUCCUGUGCAGUUCAUGCAAAUCAGCUCAAAGCUAUUUUCGUAAAGUGCAAAUAUAUGAGAACAGCCAGAAAUCUUUGAAGUCUUUAAAAUCUGUGCUAAUCUUUCAAAAAGGUUUUUUUGGGGUUUUUUUACGGUAAAGUACAGUGCUUUAAAAGACAAUUUAUUAAUAACUUACAAAUCAAGUGAACUACAAUGUAUAUAUUUGGGUAGCCAUUUAUAAAAAUGUUUAGUGCGCUUCAUUUACCAGUACUGGUAUGGUGUGCAAUUUUACAGUAUUUUCCAGUCCUCUUCUUAGUUACUGUUUGUAAACAAGUAGGAAGUCUGAUUAGUAAGUCUGUUUAGAAGCGUGUGGUUUUUCUUUGCAGUGCAGUUAAAUAAAAAGACCAAGCAGUAAUGAUUAUAUGUAUGAAAUGAAUGUUGUGUAAAAAUUUCAGAAUUGUUUAU
This is a messenger RNA of Sinocyclocheilus grahami, 4180 nucleotides long. RefSeq names its product desmoglein-3-like. Gene Ontology annotation, molecular function: calcium ion binding. The record is from RefSeq and is a predicted model, not a curated record. Lineage: Eukaryota; Metazoa; Chordata; Actinopteri; Cypriniformes; Cyprinidae. The transcript is spliced from 15 exons. Gene Ontology annotation, biological process: homophilic cell-cell adhesion. Bases 1 to 3393 code for a protein of 1130 amino acids. Gene Ontology annotation, cellular component: desmosome; plasma membrane.